AUGAGCCUCUCAUGUCAAAUCUUAGCCAGCUUCCUUCUGAUUUUCAUCGCUUCUACCAAAGGAACUGUCUUGCUUUUUAUAGGUGCAGCCCCUGAAAACAAUGUUGUCUGGGGUACCCUGGGUCAAGACUUCAACCUGAACAUUACUGGUUUUCAAAUGAAUGAUAAUAUAAAUGAUAUACGAUGGGAAAAAGGCAAAAUCAAGGUUGCACGACUCAAAAUGGGCCAACUUAAAGAGACAGGUGGAAGAUACAAUGUAUCAACAAACGGAGCUCUGAAAAUUAAACAUCUGAAGAUAGAGGACAGUGAUUCCUACAGGGUGGUUAUAUAUGCUACAAAUGGAAAGAACAUAUUGGACAAAACAUUUCAACUGAAGAUUCAAGAGGAGGUUUCACUACCUGUGAUGUUCUGGAGUUGUACCAGCAGAAACGUGACCUGUGAGAUAAGGAGUGGAACGGACCCUGAAUUAAUGCUGUAUCUAGAUAACACAGUAUUAGAUAAUGCUGCAUCUAAAACUAUUUCUCGGACGAUAGCCAGAAACAAGUGGACGACCAAACGGAGUAUGUCAUUCAACUGCACAGCAAAGAACCGAGUCAGUAAGCAAAACAGAGGGGUGACCAUCAAUUGUUCAGAGAAGGGUCUGGACUUGUAUCUCAUUGUUGGUAUCUGUGGAGGAGGCAUCAUCUUCAUCAUCUUUAUGACACUACUCAUUUUCUACAUCAACAAGAGAAAAAAGCAGAACAGUAGGAGAAAUGAUGAGGAGCUGGAGAUAAGAACACGCAGAGUAACCACCAAGGAAAGGCGCCAGAAGCCCCGCCAGGUUCCAGGAUCAGCUCCUCAAAAUCCAGCUGUGUCCCAACCUCCUCCACCACCUAGUCAUCGGCCCCAAGUCCCUUGUCAUCGGCCCCCACCUCCGAGCCACCGUGUCCAGCACCACCCACAGAAGAAGGCUCCUCCUCCAUCGGCCACCAAAGUUCACCAGCAGAAAGGUCCUCCCCUCCCUAGGCCUCGAGUUCAACCAAAACCUCCCCAUGGGGCCACUGAAAACUCGUAACUCUGUCUCCUGACAUGGUUGUCCCCUUCUUCUAUCUAAAAGAGACAGAAAUUGUUCUUUCCCAUAAAGGCACGGUGGAGUUUCUCCACCGCGGGGGUCCACACCUGCGAUUUCAUCAAGUGCGUUCUGCAAGUUAGGAUUAUCACCUCCCGGGCAUGUGGGCCAUGGCCAUGUCUGCAUCUCCUAGCUCAUUCACGUGCCCUAACACCUGGAGCCUCUGGCUUCCUCCCAAAUCCUCAUCAUGCCAGGAAGGGCUAGCAAUUCAAGUGCCAGCAUCGGGAUGAUGGGCCACUGAGCACAAAGUUCGAGAGCUCUCC
Molecule: messenger RNA, 1370 nt
Organism: Neomonachus schauinslandi (Hawaiian monk seal)
Lineage: Eukaryota; Metazoa; Chordata; Mammalia; Carnivora; Phocidae
Gene: CD2
Product: CD2 molecule
Exons: 5
Coding region: 1-1053 (350 amino acids)
Biological process (GO): cell-cell adhesion; positive regulation of type II interferon production
Molecular function (GO): signaling receptor binding
Source: RefSeq, a predicted model, not a curated record